AUUUAGAUGAACCGGGCCUUGGCCAUGAACCCGUAAGGCGCGGUUUUUACCAUGCGUCGUGCUCUCGUUUGUCAACCGCUUCCGCGUUGACGAGGAGGAAAGUAGGGCUUCCUCGUGAUUCAUCUCAUUUUCCCCUCUUUCUAAAAAAACUAGGGUUUUGCCGUGAGAGGCGAUUUUUCGUACGACGACGACUCCCGGAGAUUUGCUCCACCUAAUCGACGACGAUCUCUAGUAUCCACGAGCGUAGGUGAGUAUCGAGUAGUUUUACAGAUUUUUUGGGUCGAUUUUGAAGCCAUUAUUGGAUUUUGAAAAAAAUUUGGAGGUUUCGAGUAAGGGAUUUAAAUCGAUAUAUGGGUUUUGAUAAAGGGUUGUAGAUCAUGAUGGUGGUUUGUUUUAGGGUUCUUUUCUCUGAGUUUUCAAAUCGAGUUAGGGGUUUCGAGUAAUGUUUGUAAAUCGAGUUAUGGGUUUUGUUUUAUGGUUUAAAUCGUCAUGAGGGUUCGAUUUUGGUUUCGUUUAAUCCUUUUGUUUCGUUAUUAAGGUUUAAUUUUGACAUAAUUUUGAAUUAUUUUACAGAUGGAUCCGGCAGAAGAUAGAAGACAUUCAAAGAGGCAAAACCACCACAUCAACAUGUUAGGGUUCGUGGCCGAUUCCGAGGACGGGAUUCCUAGAAGGUGUCCGUGUGGUGGGAGACUCAUUAACGAGGUUCGCGGGAAGGAGGACUACGACAUUCUUCCUGGGAAGCGGUUCUUCACGUGCAAAAACUAUGAGGUAAAGUCUCUUGUGUAAAACUACACUUUAAUAAGUUGUAUAUCAUUGUUGUUAUUGCUGUCAAUCGAAAAGACUCUGAUUAUUCUUUAUGUUGUAACCAAGGCUGAUGGGUUCCAUUAUCGUCAGCCUUGGGUGAUAGGUGUGCAGGAGGAGCUGUAGAGGCUGACUAAACGGGUGGAGGAGGCUGAGCAGGUGAUGAUGGGGGGUCUCGAAUCUCACUAAACAGAUUGAGACACUUGAGGUUAGUGAAACAUUGCUCUUUCAUCGCUGUAAUUAUUUUUUCCAUAUAUUUUUAUUACAGUGACUAACACAAAUGUCAUUUAUUUUUCCCAUGUCCAGGAACAGGUUAAAAUCCUCAAUGAGAAGGUCUAUGACCUCACUGUGCAGGUCGAUACCCUCGAGAAGGUCUGCUUCGAUUGACAACCAAAGGUUAGACUCAGCUAAACUAAAUCUCUGGUCAUUGGUAUCUCUCGAUUGAAUUAGAAGUAGAACUAGAACUAGAACGAGAACUAGAUGUAGAACUAAACUAAACUACAACGAGAACUAGAACUAGAACUAGAAGAAGAACUAGAAGUACAAGUAGAUAUUUUAUAAACACACAUUAAUGAUCUGUUGGUUGGUUGGUUGGUUGGUUGCUCUGAUUAAUUUGAAUUGUACUUAGCAUGAGUUAAUUGUUUCGACUGAUUUGAUGUGUAUCUGCUCAUAGGUAUCUAGUAGUUGUGUAAUGGCUUGUGUAAUGAAUUUUGGUUGGUAGAGUUCUUUUAAUUAUCUCUCAUUUCAAACGUAAAAACUACUUUAAAAACAUAGUAACUCCACACUUAAAAUUCACAGAAACAUCUAAACACCAACCCAAACGAAAACACCCCAAACCAAAUAACAUGGCCCCUUUUUCCCUUAACUCUACCGGGUUUGUUAACCUGUUAGCUUCGCAGAGCAGUCCACCAAUAGACGUAGACUUUGCUGAGCCAGGUGUUAACUCUCCCGGGUUAGUUAAGCCUGCGGAAAGGAGAAAGUGGUCAUCCAAAGAAGACCUUGUGUUGAUCAGUGCUUGGUUGAACACCAGCAAGGAUCCCAUAGUCAGUAAUGAACAGAAGUUGGGCUCGUUUUGGAAGCGAAUAGAGGGGUAUUUCAAUUCGAGUCGUCAGCUCAUUGGCUCUGCUCCUAGGGAGUGGGGUCAAUGUAAGCAGAAGUGGGGAAGAGUGAAUGAGCAGGUUUGUAAAUUUUUGGGAUGCCAUGAAGCGGCGUUUUUAACAAUUGUCUUAGAAGCUGUGGCAUCACAAGAUCUUUGGAUAUGACACGCAUUUUUCGGAUUACCAGGUACCCUCAACGAUAUCAAUGUUCUUGAUCGGUUACCAGUUUUUGAUGACAUCUUACAAGGUCGAGCACCUAAAGUUAAGUUCAAGGUCAACAACCACACUUAUCGUAUGCCCUAUUAUCUUACUGGCGGAAUUUAUCCAAAUUGGUCAACAUUUAUCCAAUCCAUUCCACUUCCUCAAGGUCGUAAGGCAGAGCUAUUUGCUGAACAUCAAGAAUCCUGUAGAAAAGAUGUCGAACGUGCUUUUGGAGUUUUGCAAUCGAGGUUUGCAAUUGUUAAAAACCCAGCUCUACUAUUGGACAAGAAAAAGAUUGGAAAGAUAAUGAGAACUUAUGUCAUAUUACACAAUAUGAUAGUAGAAAACGAACGACACGGAUACGCUCAAAUUGAUACAUCUGAGUUCGAGACAGGAGAGUCAAGCAGAAGUUCCAAGGUCAAAAGGAGAGAAAGUAUUCAUGUCGAUAAUAUGUUAGGCAUUCGCAGAGAAGUUUGAGAUACAGAAAAGCAUGAUCGUUUGAAAGCUGAUUUAAUGGAGAAAGUAUGGCAAAAGUUUCGUGAUGAAGAUGAAUAAUCUUUGUAUUUUCUUGAAAUCUCAAAUGUAUGAAUUCUGAAAUGUAUUGAAUAAAACUUUUAUGUAAUUUUUUUAUGUAAUAUAUUCUUAAUGUAUUGAAUAAAAAGUUUUAAAAUAUUUUUAUAUAUUAUUAUAUUUUAUUCAUGAAAUGUCAAUAUAUUGAAAAUUUUUAAAAAAAUUUAAAAAUAAUAUUAUUUUAUUCUUAUGAACCCUUCUUCAGGUUCACUAAUGCAAGAACACAAUAGAUAGAGGUUCAUCAUUAUUCAAUGACCCACCAAAAAUAUAUUUAAAAAAUCCUAUUAACCACCACUAAUGCGGAUGCUCUUACGGCCCCAUAUAUUUAGUAUUGCCGAUUGCGUGUUUUAAAAACAAACUUUUUUUAAAAAACAAAUUUACAUACAUUCCAUACACCAAAGAAGCAUUAACGGUGGUUAAAUAUUUUUACAGAUUUUUAUAGCGAAAAUAGUUAUUAUUAAAAAUGUAUUUAUUUCAUAUAUUAAAUAUUAAAUUUUAUUUCUAAAAUUUAUAUUUAAAAAAAAAACUUAAUAUACAAAAUAUUUUUGAAAUUUUAAUAUGCUUAAUUUGUAAAAAACGUUUUAAACCUUUUGCAUAUAUAUAAAUUAAAUAGGGCAAUUCUCUCAAAUAGUUAUAUUUUAAGUUUUUGUCACAUUAAUAGUCUUCAAUAAAGUAUAUGACCAAAAUAGUUUCUUUUUAUUUUGAAAGUUUUUAUUUUUAUUUUUUUUAAUUUGAAACUUUUUACAACAGAUUUGAUGAAGAGUGAAUGAAAUAUUGAUGAAAUAAUAAAUAUAAUAAAUGUAUUUCAAAUAUUUAAAUGAUUACAAGAUUUUGAUCCAAAUGUCCAUCUAUUUCAUAAGGUCAAACUCAAACCAACUAUAUUAUUAAAACUGAAGUACACUUUAGUAUUGUUUGGAAACAUAAAUAGUAGUAUAACUGAGAAUUGUUUGGAAAUGUGGAUAGCAAUAUUACAUUAAUUGUAUUUCCAUAUUUGACUCAUAUCAACAAAUUUAUUAAUUAUAUUACCUUAACAAUAUUUCACAUCAUUAAUUAUAUUACCGUGAUACCAAUAGUGUAGAUUUUUAUUUAUUAGUUAAUCAAUAUUUAUUUUGUGUCAAUUAUAAAAUAAAAUAAAAAGUAAAAUAACUAAGUUUUGCAUAAGGUUAAACGUUUGGUUUAGUUUGUUUUACUAAAAACUUUUUUUUUUAGUUUCAAUCGGUGGAAAUUACGUAUCCAAAAACCCAAUUCAAAGACAUGUUUUGUGAAUAAAAUCAUAACUUAAAUCAAAAUAAUAAAACUGAAUUACAUUUAUUGUCACUUAAUUUUCACUCAAUAUAAUUGUCUUACUAAAUAAAAACUCAUUCUAUUUCACUUAAUUUAGCCAAAUACAUAGAUUAAGUCUUUUUAUUAGUUUAUAAAAUCAGUUAGGCAUGAACACUAGAUAUUCACUUAGGUACGAGCUGUUCCUUUUGGGUAUAGUUUUUUUUUGUUUUAAAAUUACUCCCUCUUUUAAUAUUAUAAAUUUAUGUGUGUGUUUUGAGUUGGAUCUUUUUGAGUCUGGAUGAGUUCGGUUCUGAUGUAUGACCCUAAAAAUAUCUAAAUAACCAAUGUAUUGAAACGUUUUAGAUAUUUGUACCUUAAAUAACCAUAUUAUCCGAUUUGAUCCAAGUCUUUUGAAUACAAUUAGUUAUAUUACGACAUAUCUUAAAUAUAAAACACUAAUUAUGAAAACAAAUAUUAAUGUAUACAAAUAUAAGUAUAGUGUUCUUUUAUUAAUUUGAUUAAUUAUAUUACUUUAACAAUACAUCACAUCAUUAAUUAUAUAUACCGUAACAAUGGUUCAAAUCAUUAAUUAUAAUAUACCACCAAAGAUUUUUUAUUUAUUAGUUAAUCAGUAUUAACUAUGUGCAAUUAUAAAAAAAAAGAAAAAUGUAAGAUAACCGAGUUUUGCAUAUGGUUAAUAGUUUGGUUUAAUCUGUUUUAUUAAAACUUUCUUUUGUCUUAAUUUCAAUUGGUGAAAAAUUACAUAGCCAAACACAUAAGUCAAAGGCAUAGUUUAUGUGAACAAAAUAAUAAUUUAAAUCAAAAUAAUUAAAACAUAUUAUAUUUAUUGUCCCUUAAUGUUUCACUUCAUAUAACUAUUUUACUAAAUAAAAAUUUCUUUCUAUUUUUUCUAUUUUUCCAAAUAUUUAGAAAGAGUUUUAUUUUUUAUUUAUUUACAGAAUCAGUUAGGUAUAGACAUUCGAAUACUCAUUCAGAUACAAGUUGUUUCUUUCGGUAUUAUUCUUUUUGGAUUUUGAAAUUAGGCGUUCUUGGAUAUUAUAAAUUUAUGUAUGACAUUUGAGAUGGGUCCUCCGAGGUCUGAAUGAUUUUGAUUAUGAUGGGCAGAAACAUAAAAAUAUCUAAAUAACCAAUGUAUCUGAAACGGAUUCGGAUAUUUGUACCAAAAAUAAUUUUAUUACCUGAUUCAGUCUGAAUCUUUUGAAUACAGUUAGUUAUACGACGACAUAUCUUAAAUAUAUAACACUAAUUAUAAAAUAACGAAUAAAAAUUUAUAAAACCGUAAAAAUUAACCUCCGCACAGGCGUGCGGUUCAAUCUCUAGUGUUAAAUUAACUCCUAAAUUCUUACUAAAUGAACCAAGAAUUUAUUCCUUUUUGUACUUCAUUCUUCCUUUUUCUUUUUUUCUUUUUUUGUUUGAAAAGAGAAAAAUCGAAAUAUUAACACUAAGCUAAGGUAAUGGUUUACAAACAUCUUAUUUAUUUCAUCACUAUUUCAUAGGUUCUUUCGUAUCAGUUACAAAAAAAAGGUUCUUUCGUAUGUACCAAUCCCAGCCGUAACUAUUAUAGAUGGAAAUACAUCGAAUCGAAACUGGAAUGGUAGCACCACUAGUCCCAUAAAGCCGGCACUGAAGGUCAUGCAUGAAUUAAUUAUUUAUCAAAAAAGUAUGAAAUGACUGACUCUGAAAAGAGGUUCAACGUAUUAAAUUCCAUGAAGAUAUUAUUCGUCAUCUCUUUAAGAAUUUCUGAAUCCUAGAGUAGGCCUUGUGCAUCAAGCAUGGAAUGACUUUGGGAAGAGAGAGGUUCAAUGUAUUUAAACUCCAUAAAUGAUGGUUCUAACAGCGCCAACUUUGGUUCGUCGGUUUUUGACGGCUACGGGCAUGUGGUGGUUCUCGUGUUUUUGAUCGUCACAUCGAGCGUUCGGUCUUCACUCACAUCCCAGCAUCUCAUAGGUUUGCUUGAGCCUCUUGUGGUGGUGUGCGGGGUAGUUGUGUGCAGGUUUGGGCUCUGAUUAGGGAUUGCAGAGGUGGCGACCCAUUUUGCUCGGUUCGGCAUCGUGUACAGGCCGUUUCCGGAUCGAAUAAUUGCUCGAUUUGGAUGUUGUGUGUGAAUUGCGUUGCUGCUGUUGCUGUUGUUUGUAUGGGCAUGUGCUUUGAGGCUUUCAGCGAGCUGUUUUCCAGUGGGUCAUUAUCUUUAAGAGUGAAUCAUCGGAGAGACCAAAAUUACUGGGUUCCGACUCUCGGUUGAACUUGGCUCCUCUUUUUGCGGCAAGCUGUUGGUGCGGACUAGGUUGUGUCUUGGGACUGUGGUUAUGGUGGUCGUGUUUGCUUGCCCAUCGCUGAUCGAUCGAAUGUGUGUUUAGGUUUUUAUUUUUGUCAUUUUACUUUUUGUUAUCUUAUAAUUCUGUAACAAAUUUAAAAUUCGGUAAUAAUAUCUUAACAUUUUUACCCCAAAAAAAACUCCAUGAAGAUCAUUUUCGUCACCACAAAACAAUCUCUGAAUCCUUAUAUUUGUCGUACCAUUUGAUGGACGUAGGCCUAAUUUUUGGGCUUUAAGCUUCCUUACAGGCCCAAGUUCUUAUGCAUGCAUUUUCCAUUUGAGUUUUCAGAAGAGUAUGAUUUCGGCCUAAAUCAUAUGGCCUUUUUCUGAAUCACUGCAUAUGGAUACAGUAGAAUCAGGCAUAGAUUGACUUUGAGACGAGGUUCAAUGUAUCAAACUCCAUGAAGAUCCUUUGUCUGAAACGUACUACUUUUUAAGAUUCCCCGUACUUUACAAUAGUCCCAUAGGAUCUCCUUUUCUUUUAUUUUCUUGUGUCAGAAGAUGCUCAUAGCUCUUGUAACGGAGACAGACCAUUAUCUUAACUCAUAAUCUUGUGACUCUUGUCUCUUUUUCUCAACAAUGCUUUAGAUUAAUCAUAAAAUAAACAAAGCCAGGCUUGAAGCACUCAAUCGAGUUUAAAACAUUGUAAUAAAUUGUAGGUUAUAUGCUUUGGGUGAAUCAGAGGACAAAGCAAUGAACCUCUCUCCUAUAAAUCUUAACCAGCAGAUUUGGUAUUUUAUUAACAAGUAAACAUUUCAGUGCGGAAGUACUAAAAUUAUUAUGUGUUAGUAUAUAUAAGUUAUUAGGUUAUUUUUGUAUGCAUGGACCGAAGAAAUUCAACAAUAGGUAGUGGAAACAAUAACUUCCCACAACUACCGGUUCGUUAUGUUUACCAAAUCAUCGAUGCAAGCCCAUACUUAAACCAACGUAACAUCCCCAAAUGCAUGUGAUAAUGAGCGAAACAGUCAUUAGUAGUCCUUAGAAAUUAUAAAGUCAUGUAGUGAUUAGUGAACAUGACCUAACAUUAUCAUGAUUCUAACUGUUCAACCAUUUGUGUCAAGCUUAACAUUACCAACUUAUUGAGCUUCCAUAUAUAGUAUGAUCAUCUCUAAACAAGAUCUAGAUAGCUAAAACGUCGCUUAGUGUUUCAAGCCAAUCCAUCAUUAGUGUCAUGUGAGGGGUACAGUAUAAUCCGCUGAUCUCUUGAGUUCAUGUCUCAUAUACUUUCAAUGUAUAUGAAACUUGAAGUUUCUCAGUGAGAACAGUUGUUUCUCCUUGUCAAUAUUUUUACAUUGUUUUCUUUCAAGCGAAGCAAUUCUUCUUAAAAUAAAUCUCACUUUCAAAACGAAGUUCAAUGUAUCAAAUCGCAUGUAGAUCUUUUGUCUGAAACGUACAACUUUUAAGAUUCACCGUACAUUAACAUCAUCUCAUGAUCUAGCUUUAUUCGUAUACAUACGACCUACAUAAUUCUUUUCUCUAAGUAAACAAAUUUAAUAUACACGCAUAGCUCUUGUAACGGAGACAUACAUAUUAAUCAUGUCUCACUCAACUAUACCUCGAGUUGAUCAUGAACCCGAUGACAGCCUUGAAGCACUCAAUCACAUUUUUAAAAAACUUAUAGUAAAAUGGGUUUGAGUGAUUGAAUCAUGGGACAAAACAUUGAACCGCCCUCCUAAAUCCUAAUCAAUAUUAUAUAGAGACUUUUCUUAAUAAAAUAACUUUGUUAGGGUUGCAACAUCUUUCUCUUCACGACCGUCUUGGGAAGUUGUCCAUAACAAACAAACAAAAAAUGGGAAUUAUUAAAUGGAUGAAAAAUGAACAAAUGGAUGAAACAAAAGAGAGUUGAAAUCUGAAAAAAUGGUCUGCAACAAAUGUUCCCAUGUCUCCUUCUGACAAGCCCACUCUCUUCAGCUAAAGCAACAUAUUGACAUGGCUCCAUUUAGCUCUGGUCCUCUGAAGUCUGAAGUUAGUUUCACGUUCAAAAGCAGAGCAUUGAAAGCUUCCUUCACCUUCCAUGUGCGUCGUGGCUUAACCCAACAUUCACUGUACAUAUAAUAUUAAUUAUCCACAUGUUUCCCUCACAUGCCUUCACUCAUAUAUAUACCCAACUUCUCCUUUCUUUCUCUUCAGCAGAACAAAGAAACAUGGCAUUUCCUGAAACCCAUCUCCAUAUGCCCAUUAGAUCUAUAAGUCUUCCAUCAAGAAUCCAUCCUCCUUCAGCUAAAUUCCAAGCUGCACUCUCUCAACUUCACACUUGCCAUAACUCAUCAUCCUCUGAUUCUCAAUCUCUUCAAAUAUCAUUGCUCAACCUCUCUGAGCUUUACCAUUCCCUCCACCAGCUCAAUCACUCUCUUCCCACCGCUCAAGCCGAACAUUCUCUUGACGUGUCAACCACGUUACUAGACUCUUGUGACGCAGCGAGAAACUUAAUCCUCAAUCUUAGAGAGCAUCUCCUCAGCCUUCAGUCUGCACUUAGGAGAAAGGGAAAAUCCAUGGAAGUCCAGAUCAAAGAGUACUUUGUCUUCAGAAAAAAGAUCAAGAAAGAGACUAGCAAGCUUGUUCUUGGCCUCAAGAAGCUGGAUGGCUCUGAGACCACUGCCUUAGCUGUUUCACUCUUUCGAUCCCUUUUCACCUUUCUUUCGACAGCAUCGGCCAUGAAGACAAACACAUGUACUCUCAGAUUUGUCUCUAAGCUUAUUGGUGGUGGUGGUCGAUCGUCGACGUCAAUAAUGAGCGAGUUGCAUAAUCUGGAUUUGGUUUUGCGUUCGGAUGGAGACAACUCCAAGGAAGUGAAGAAGGCUCUGGAGAUAUUAGAGGAGAGAACAGAGGGGCUUGAAGCUGCACUUGAUUCUCUUUUCAAGUCUCUUGUCCAAUAUAGAGUUUAUUUGCUUAACAUUCUUACAACACACUCUUAGUUAGUUCUAAUUGUACACAAAACAUAUAUAGAAAAACAUACAAAUUCUCAUAGUGAAGAUUAAUCGUAACUGUAAUCCGCUAAUUAAAGCUACAUAAUAUCAAAGUGUUCUUCAUCCCCAGGAGUUUUGUAAGAUUUUGUGUCCGUACUUCUCUUACAGGUUUAUUGUGGCAAAUGGAUAACGUGUCGCUCUAGCAUUGGUAUCCUUCCCUCGUGCACAUUAUUUGUUUAAUGUUAAAUCUUGACACAACUACCAAUGAUAAAGUCAUCAUCAAGAUCUUUAAUUUCGGAUGAUCUAGUGGUUUUAGUUAAUCGCUAAUUACUUCAUGAAUAAAAAAAGGAGAGAUCAGUGGAGCUUUGAUUCCCCUUGUCCCCACACAUCAAUACAUGCAACAGUUCAAAUUUGCUAAGAUGCCGGCCCCAUUGCAUUUUUAUAAUACAUAAUCAUAAGACAAUAAUACAUAUAAAUAACAAAAUUAAAAAAAUAAGAUAUUAAAAAAUAAUCAAUAUAAUAAAUGGUUUACAUUAUUGUUUUUCCCUAAAAAGAGGCAUGUAUAAAGUUAUAAACAACAACUAACAAUAAAUCUA
This is a messenger RNA of Brassica rapa (field mustard), 9769 nucleotides long. RefSeq lists its product as uncharacterized. NCBI's taxonomy places the organism in Eukaryota, Viridiplantae, Streptophyta, Magnoliopsida, Brassicales, Brassicaceae. Gene Ontology annotation, biological process: root development; shoot system development. The record is from RefSeq and is a predicted model, not a curated record.